GUUCAACAGUUUCUUCAGCUUCCCAUUGCAUAUAUAUAUAUGUGUAGCGUUCGUCUAAUUUUUCGCAGAAUAUUCACACACCCCUCACACUACACACACACACACUCUUCUGUCAGAUUCUUACAACAUUUUGCUAUAGCGAUUGUUGCGAUCAGUUCAAAGAUGUACACAAAGAAAGCCGCAAAUACUGUGAUUUUUGCCUUCUCCUUGUCUUAUAUCCUUGCUUGCUCAUGUGCAUUGAGUUCAGAGAAGAUUGGCAUAAACUACGGCCGCCUUGGGAACAACUUACCAUCUCCUUACCAAACGAUCACACUUCUCAACUCCAUGGAAGCCGGGCACGUGAAGCUCUACGAUGCCAACCCUGAAGUCCUAAAACUCUUAUCAGGGACAGACCUCCAUGUUUCAAUCAUGGUCACCAAUGAGCAAAUUUCCGGCAUUGCUGCAAACCAGUCGAAGGCGGACCUAUGGGUGCAAGAAAAUGUCGUGGCCUACUACCCGAGUACUAAGAUCCGGUUCGUUCUAGUAGGAAAUGAAGUUUUCAGCUAUAAUGAUCUGAAAAUGUGGCAUGAUCUGGUACCAGCAAUGAGAAAUAUCAAGAGAUCUUUGAGUAUUAGAGACAUUCACAAUGUUAAAGUCAGCACGGCGAUAGCCAUGGAAACAUUGGAAUCAAGUUUCCCACCUUCAAGUGGGAAAUUCAGGUCAGAUAUACCGGGUGAGGUGAUCCUACCAUUGUUGAAAUUCUUGAAUGGGACAAAAUCGUUUUUGUUCCUUGAUGUAUACACUUACUUCCCAUGGUCUUUGGAUCCGACGAACAUGAACUUGGAUUUUGCAUUGCUGAAGGAUGGAAAUGAGACAUACCAGGAUCCUGAGAGUUGCUUGAUUUACAAAAAUCUCCUGGACCAAAUGCUUGAUUCUGUCAUCUUUGCCAUGGGUAAAUACGGGUUUGACAACAUUUUGUUAGCCAUAUCAGAGACCGGUUGGCCUCACGCUGGCGACAUUGAUCAACCAGGUGCAAAUGCCUACAAUGCAGCAACUUACAACCGUAAUCUUGUAAUGAAAAUGACAUCUAAUCCACCUCUUGGGACACCUGCUAGACCUGGGAUUGAGAUUCUGACCUUCAUAUUCUCUUUAUACGAUGAAAAUCAGAAGCCAGGGCCUGGAACAGAAAGGCACUGGGGACUGCUGAGUAACAACGGAAAGCCAACUUAUGAGGUGGACUUAACCGGGACACGCCCUGAAACAAGCUACGCUAUUUUGCCAAAGCCUUCAAACAACCACCCGUACAAAGGGAAGUUAUGGUGCGUGGCGGACAGCAGGGCGAGCCUGACGGAUUUGGGGCCAGCUUUGGAUUUUGCAUGUGGACAGGGCAACGGAACUUGCAAUGAGCUUGCUCCAGGAAAAGGUUGCUACCAGCCGGUGUCAAUCAGUGCACAUGCAAGCUAUGCAUUUAGCUCAUAUUGGGCUAAGUUUAGGAAUGCUGGUGCGGUUUGUUACUUCGAUGGCCUUGCAGUUCAGACCACCACAGACCCCAGUCAUGGAUCAUGCCAAUUCCCAAGUGUGCUGCUCUGAAAAUGGCUAUUGUGGAUAGUGCGAUGGGCAGAGUUUGCUUGGUGUUUUCUGUUUCUGUUUGUUCUUUACCUGUUCAUUCAUCUUUUGAUGAUCACUCGUGUUACACAUGCUCUGGAUUGAGACAAUUCCGAAGAAUUUAUGUCCAAAA
Sesamum indicum (sesame) is the source of this 1717-nucleotide messenger RNA. NCBI's taxonomy places the organism in Eukaryota, Viridiplantae, Streptophyta, Magnoliopsida, Lamiales, Pedaliaceae. The record is from RefSeq and is a predicted model, not a curated record.